GUGAACUUCUUUACUACCAAAUAUUAUUCUCUCUUUCAUAUAUAAACAUCUCUAAGAAAAAAAAAUCAAAGCUAUUUUUAUAUAUACAAAUAUGGGUGAGUUUAAACACUUGGUGAUAGUCAAGUUCAAAAAUGAUGUAAAAGUUGAUGAAGUUGUCAAAGGAAUGGAGACUUUGGUUUCUGAGGUUGAUUUUGUCAAGUCCUUCGAAUGGGGAGAAGAUGUUGAGAGCUUAGAAAUGCUAAGACAAGGGUUCACUCAUGCCUUCUUAAUGACAUUUGAGAAGAAAGAAGACUUCACAUCAUUUCAAGGGCAUCCCAAACAUGUUGAAUUCUCAUCAACUUUCUCACUUGCAAUAGACAACAUUGUGGUCCUUGAUUUCCCCACACUUCUUGUCAAGACACCACCUUAAUUAAUUAAUUAUUAUUACUAUUAUUAUUUCUUUUUUCUUUAAAAAAAUAAAAAAUUGUUGUUUAAAAAUAGCCUGAAAUAUUUCUCCUAUAUAUGUGUGUGUUUAAUGGCUAUGUUUGUUUGUUUGUGUCAUUAUGAAUAUUAUUUUGUGUGCUUUUUUUUUGUUGUAAAAAAAAUCAUUAUUAAUCUAUUUAUUGUACUUUCUUUUAUGAAUUUUAAUGAAAAUCAUUUAUGUUGAGAGAGAA
This is a messenger RNA of Cannabis sativa, 653 nucleotides long. RefSeq names its product stress-response A/B barrel domain-containing protein At5g22580. The transcript is spliced from 2 exons. NCBI's taxonomy places the organism in Eukaryota, Viridiplantae, Streptophyta, Magnoliopsida, Rosales, Cannabaceae. The coding region runs from base 92 to 409 and encodes 105 amino acids. The record is from RefSeq and is a predicted model, not a curated record.